GAGCUGCUGCUGCCUGCUUUAGCCAUCACUCACACUCUUCCCGCAGCCGAGGAAAACUACCGCCUGCCAAGAUGUGCAAAGGAUUAGCCGCGCUGCCCCACACGUGCCUGGAGAGGGCCAAGGAGAUCAAGACCAAGCUUGGCACACUGCUCCAGAAGCCCGACUCAGCCAUUGACUUCAUCAUCCCUUACCCGGAGAAGCCGGAGAAGCCGCCCAAGGCCCAGAAGCCAUCACCGGAGGAGGCUCUGCAGUGGCGCGAUUCCCUGGAGAAGCUCCUGCAAAACCCCUAUGGGCUCACCAGCUUCCGCAGCUUCCUGCGCUCUGAGUUCAGCGAGGAGAACGUCGAGUUUUGGGUGGCCUGUGAGGACUACAAGAAAACCAAGUCCCCCGUGAAGAUGGUGGAGAAGGCCAAGAAGAUCUACGAGGAGUUCAUCCAGACUGAGGCACCCAAAGAGGUGAACAUUGAUCACUUCACCAAGGCUGUGACCAUGAAGAACCUGGUGGAACCAUCACCGAGCAGCUUUGACAUGGCCCAGAAGAGGAUCUUUGCCCUGAUGGAGAAAGACUCCCUGCCCAGAUUUGUGCGGUCGGAGUUUUAUCAGGAGUUAAUCAAGUAGCAAUGCAGCAGGGCUGUGCGAGGCGUUCCCCACGGGCGGUCCCACUGCUUCUAUCUAAACACCUGCCCCUUCUCCUGCAGCCGCUUUGCUUUCUUGAUACCACCCUAAAAGAGCACCCAGGGGUGUCGCUAAACAUCUCCCCCUGUGCUUUGGACUGUCAGAUAGCCCAGUGUUUCCUCUCUUACAGUCUUUUUCCUCUCCCACAAAAGACCAAUUAGCAGAAACCCCUGGUGAUCCCCCCUGGGUUUGGGACCCAGAAGG
This is a messenger RNA of Charadrius vociferus (killdeer), 878 nucleotides long. RefSeq names its product regulator of G-protein signaling 5 (gene RGS5). The transcript is spliced from 5 exons. Bases 72 to 617 code for a protein of 181 amino acids. NCBI's taxonomy places the organism in Eukaryota, Metazoa, Chordata, Aves, Charadriiformes, Charadriidae. The record is from RefSeq and is a predicted model, not a curated record.